CAUCGCACCAGGCUGCGUUUGACCUCAGUCAUGCUCAAGCCUCUGCCCACGACACUGCUAAAAUCCCAGAUGUCUGAGUCCAAGAUGAGUGCAGGCAGAUGGAGGGCCCCUCCGGUCUGCCUCAUUGCAGAGCCCAACCCAGCUUGUCCCACCUUGGCUACUGUGUGCUUUGCUCUAGUAGCAAAUGUGCUGGCCCUUGGGCUUGCUCGUGGCUUGCCCAACACCCCAGUAACUUGCUCUGCUUUCUUCCCAGCUGCCACGAUGCCCCUGUCUCAGAGCAGGGCUGGGCAGAUGCCGUGCAGCAGCAAGGUGUGCAGGAACCUCUUUGGCCCCGUGGACCACCAGCAGCUCCAGAAUGACUUUGAGGACCUGUUGAGGCAACAGCUGGAAGAAGCUCAGCAGCGCUGGAACUUCAACUUUGAGACGGAGACUCCCUUGGAAGGACACUUCAAGUGGGAGAGGGUCUUGCUGGCUGAGGAGCCGCCCCAGGAGGUCCACAGCCUUGUCAAGGCCACCAACAGUGAGAGCAGGAGCUCCUUGGUCCACAAGGUCCCCACCAAGGAUCAUCUUGGCAGGAUUUGCCCCGAGGGGUCUCAGCAGAGCUCGGAGGUUUACAGGGCUGGCUCCCCACAGAGCUUGAAACGUGGGCAGACCACCAUCAAAGACUUCUACAGCUCCAAGCGGAGGAUCGUCCCCGACAAGCCCAAGCCUGACAAGCCCAAGCUGUGACAUGGCGGUGCUCAGCUCCUCUGCCAUCGGGGACAACUGCCGAUGCUGGUGUGCCCUGGGGGUGUCCGUGGCUCCUUUUCCCCCCACCCUGUACUGUGUAAGCUGUCUGUAUGAAGCAAUGUAGA
Messenger RNA from Gymnogyps californianus (California condor), 854 nucleotides. RefSeq names its product cyclin dependent kinase inhibitor 1A (gene CDKN1A). Bases 31 to 729 code for a protein of 232 amino acids. The transcript has 2 exons. Gene Ontology annotation, biological process: signal transduction by p53 class mediator; regulation of mitotic cell cycle. The record is from RefSeq and is a predicted model, not a curated record. NCBI's taxonomy places the organism in Eukaryota, Metazoa, Chordata, Aves, Accipitriformes, Cathartidae. Gene Ontology annotation, cellular component: nucleus. Gene Ontology annotation, molecular function: cyclin-dependent protein serine/threonine kinase inhibitor activity.